Photinus pyralis (common eastern firefly) is the source of this 2283-nucleotide messenger RNA. Its product is annotated as muscle M-line assembly protein unc-89-like. Gene Ontology annotation, biological process: cilium assembly; establishment of epithelial cell polarity. The transcript has 2 exons. The coding region runs from base 83 to 1366 and encodes 427 amino acids. Gene Ontology annotation, cellular component: ciliary transition fiber; centriole; ciliary basal body. NCBI's taxonomy places the organism in Eukaryota, Metazoa, Arthropoda, Insecta, Coleoptera, Lampyridae. The record is from RefSeq and is a predicted model, not a curated record.
GCAUUCCUCUCUGCAUUUAUUUAAAACUGUUGUGGUUGCUAAGGAACAGCAGCGUGCAUGUGCACACUAAACUCUUAAAAAAAUGGCACAUUUUUCCGAGCAGGAUUUAUUGGGCGACUUGAAUUCGGAUGAUAGUAACGAUAGCUUUUUCGAAGAACCAAAACCAAUGUCAAGUGUUACGAAAACUCCCGAUAAAAAAGUACUUACGAAUCUCUUUGGGUUAAACGAUGAUAAACCAAAGAACAAAAAGGCCGAUUGGCUGGGGCUCGAAGCCGACGAAAGUGACCAUCCUAAAACUUCGAGGGAAAAGAAGAAAAUUAGUUUCGACGAUGAAGACGAUAUACUGAAUGAUUUGGGAAUCGAUAAGAAACAAGUUGUCGAUGUAUCUAAAGACAAGAAUCCCACUAGUGCUACGAAGAAAAGUUCCUUAAUGGAAAGCAUAUUUGGGCCACCGAAAUCUCCCCAGAAAGACUCCUUAGAUUUACUUAAGACUCCGGCAAAAACAGACUCUAGUCCUGUAAAAGCAGUCCCAAAGCCACCAAGUACCGGGUACGAUGCUGGUAGUGCAUCACGUGAAGGCCGCCGUUCUCGUCAUACCUCUGGAGGUACAAAAUCUCUCGACCCCUUAGGUUUAUUUGCAACGGACACUGAUCGGGAGAACUCAAUUAUGCCAAAGCAGGAGAAAGCUACAAAGUCUGAAGUAAAAAUUCAACCGACCAAGCCACACAGCGCACCUAACAUACAAAGUUUUCCCGAUUGGCUCGAAGGGUCACCUGUUAAAGUUCACAAAUCCGAUACAGUCACAUCCCGCCCGAAGAGCACUCCACAAAUGACCGAACAAAAAACAGAAACACCCAGCGUUGACCGGCCCGAAGAAACUCAGGACCUUCCUGGUGGCUCGACCUUUUCUACUUUACUGGCACAGCAAGGAUUGCUUUCUGCCCACCUCGGUUACCAGAACACCUCUUCGGCUCUCCAACAGCAAGAGUCACAAGUAUUAAUGGCAUUACAACUGAAAAAGUGCGAGGAAUACUUUGCUCAAACCCAAAAGAAGCAGUUGGAUAUUUUAAUGAAACAAGAACAGCAAUUUAGUGAAAUGCUCGGAAAGCAAUUUGCCAAACAACAAGUGAUGGAGAAUAAUAUGCGAAUGCAGCAGGAGAGAAUUAACAACAACAUCCAGUUGUUGCUAUCCCAACCGACAAUAAUUGGAAACGUGAGUGCCGAACAAGAAGAUGAAAUACAUCAGUUGAGAAAAGCAAAUUCCGAACAGAAUGCGAAGCUCUACGAGGACAUGAUCGAGAUGCUUAAGCAGAGACAGCACGAGGAGACCUUCCUCUUAAAUGAAUCUUACAAGACCAUGGUGUGAAGAAGCGAUAUCAUUCAUUGAAGCUAUUGGAGCGUUAAUUAAACUUAAAACCUACAACAGUCGUUCAACAUUGUUCUUAAAACAGAAGAUUAGUAUCGCUAUUCAAAGAGGGAAUGCAAGUUGUAUUAGGUAUGGGAACUUUCAACUCCUUCAAGCUAAAAGAAAUUUUUUAUUUACUCUGAAUAUUGUUAGUGUUGAAAUUAUUUGUGAAAUGUGUUUUAAAUUAAAAUAAAAGUAUAUUGGAUUAAACUAAAUUGGCAAAGAACCUUGUGAAGUCUAAAGAGUACACCGGUUACUCUUUCAAGAGGUUUGCUGCUACACUACUUUUAUAAGGCGGAGGAGAUUUACUUAAAUACUCAAAAAAAGCACGGAGGAUGGAAAUUUUAGAUCGUCGCAGACAGUUAUGUAGAAAAUUUAUCGAACAAGAAAAUUGGAGUUUCCAUUUUAAUAUUCUCAGUUCAAAAUACGAUUCGUAACACUACUACUAAAAACAAUGUCAUGGAAAAAUCAAACGUAGAAGUUAACAACUCGUUUCUGUGAUUAAAAUGUUGGUUCAAUAAAAAGUUACGGUCGUAGAAAAAGUACAGUGUGUGAAAUGUGCUUCACGCACUUUCUGCACAAUAUACUAUUUUGCAAGUGUAUUUACUUUUACAGUCAUAAAACUACAAUAUUUAUUACUUUUGGCCAUUGUAAAUAAACAAAAUGGCGGUCUUGUCCCACCAAUAGUAAUUACAAUGUGCCGCCACCAGAGGUCUCGCUGUUAAUAUGAGUCGUGAAUAAUUCUAGUUUGGGGACGCAACAUUUAUUAUUACUUUUUUACUUGGAAGUACCUAGAUUAGUAUCAUGAUUGUAUUGCCCUGAAUGUCUGUUUAACCAUUUAUUUCUGCCGAAAAUAAUAAAAAAAGUUUAAUUUUUUA